AUGUUCACCGUCCACACAAACAGGCAAGGAGGUAACGGUUUUGAUACCAGUGCGUUUAGAUUUACCCUCAGCGAAGGAGAAAGAGAAUUCGGUCAAAUGCCGCGGUCACAAUUUGAAGCGCAGACAAAAGUGCUAAACAAAACCACGUCCAAAGACCAUAAACUUGAUCAUUUGCUAGAAAAGGCUAAAGACAGUGACAAAUCCAUGAGAAACAGCAUAGACGAAGAUGAGAACGAAGAACCAGAGACAAAAGAUUGCCGAAAUCUGACUGAGACGUUUGUGGCCGUCAUAGCUCAAGGAAUCUUAAGUGUCCCUUCUAAGCGUAUGACCCUAAGCUCAAUCUACAAUUUCAUCGCCAAAACCUUUCCACACUUCGACAAAGAGAAAGGACCAGGCUGGAGAAAUAGCGUGAGACAUAAUCUGUCCAGUAAUGACUGCUUUGUGAAGGCGAGCAGAGCCGAAAACGGAAAGGGGCAUUACUGGAUGAUCCACCCGAAAGAUCUACCAGAGUUUUCCAAAGGAAAUUUUCGACGACCAAGAAAGCCUCGAAGACCAAGAUGCAGUCAUGCCUUGGGAUGUGGAACAGAUCGCAGUAUGCUUGGAUUACCUCUUUCUGCCACCUUAUUUCCUUAUCAUCACAAGCCUUCUCAUAGUCUAGAGCUCACCAAGCCGCACCCUCCUAAAGAGCCGUUCCCGCACCCGUUUGGAGUCACCCCAAACAGAAGCCCAUUGCUGCCAACGUCAAGGUAUGACUACUACUCGCGUGAGGCGGCAGAAACCGCGCACUUUCCAAUGAAUCAGUACCAUGGUUUUUCGACACCUCCCCCGCCUUAUGGACUCUUCAGUUGGCAGGAUAACCCGGCAUUCAGAAACUACAACCCGCAUUUCCAAUCAUCCUCGUUCCACCCUUACUUGUAUAUGUCUCCUGUUUCGCAGUCAGAGAAUGGAAUAGGCAUUAAUUACGCUUAGUGAAAUUCUGUGACUAAAGAACUAAGUUCUUAGAACAUUCAGUUUAUUGAUUUCCACAAAGUUAGCAAACAUUUAGAAUACAUCUUAAGUACUGUUGGAGUUCAAGUACUAGACUAUAGGGUAGCUUUCUGGUAGAAAAUCAGACUUGCUUACGCGAUUGUAAAUAUUUCACAGAUUAUGCAAAGACACAAGUUUCGCUACAUUUAUCACAAGAAUGUUGAACUGGCAAACGUAAUUCCGCUCACAAUCACAUAAUUUUUCUUGAUUAAGAGGUUUUUCGGACCUACUGUUAAAGAGAUUUAUCGAAAUUUGGAAGAAAAGAAGCCAGGUCAGCAUCAACUCCAGAACAAAGCAUCACUUUCUAGAACAAAUGGGUUUUUUUAAUGGUCCAUUUGAGUAGAGCAAUUUCAUAGGGCUUAAAAAUUUUCCUAAUAACGUCUUUGGUAUGAGCAAUUUAAGUAACAAGUGACAGAAUGAAGAACACUUUUACAUCAGCAUUACGAAAUCGAACAGAACCUUAACGCAAAACUAAGAUCUUUUGCCGUCCCAUUAUGUACAUAGUAUUUUGUGUCAGUCAUCUGUAUAAACAUGUUAUCACCCACUUGUGCUGGGUUUUACUUUUCAUCGGACUCAUUCAAUAACCAUAAGAAGUUUAUAAAUCACAACGUUCACUGCGCCUUUUUUCUUCCGCAAAAUGUCGAUGUGGUGAUCAAUGUGUUUAGCUUUAUAACAGUUUAGUUCUCUAGGUGAUGAUUUGUAUAAAAAAUAAACAC
Molecule: messenger RNA, 1742 nt
Organism: Pocillopora damicornis (cauliflower coral)
Lineage: Eukaryota; Metazoa; Cnidaria; Anthozoa; Scleractinia; Pocilloporidae
Biological process (GO): regulation of transcription by RNA polymerase II; cell differentiation; anatomical structure morphogenesis
Molecular function (GO): DNA-binding transcription factor activity, RNA polymerase II-specific; RNA polymerase II cis-regulatory region sequence-specific DNA binding
Source: RefSeq, a predicted model, not a curated record